Messenger RNA from Ictalurus furcatus (blue catfish), 3643 nucleotides. Its product is annotated as sterile alpha motif domain-containing protein 5-like. The record is from RefSeq and is a predicted model, not a curated record. The transcript is spliced from 2 exons. Lineage: Eukaryota; Metazoa; Chordata; Actinopteri; Siluriformes; Ictaluridae. Bases 884 to 1375 code for a protein of 163 amino acids. Gene Ontology annotation, molecular function: protein binding.
CAUGCACUCGCGCUCCAGGAAUGCACUCGGUAAUGAGCAGACAGACCCUUAUAGGAAAUAACGCCUUACCGUGAGAGUGCGUGGUGGACUUUUCUGGCGUGAAACAAAAGGCAAAGUUUUCCAAAUCUGACCGCACAAGACUUUACGCAAACCGAGAUUAGCUCUGCGUAUGCAACGCUGUGUCUGACUGCGCGGCUGACACGGACACACGCCGGUGUCGCGGGAGCUCGCGCUGUAAAGGAACUAACUGUAAAGGAAACGGGAGUGCGGUUCGUUUUUGGAGUGUUUGUGGCUGUGUAAGCGACACUUCAGCUGCUAUUCGGCGUCACACUGUCAAUAAAACAACAGCAACAACAAUUGUGAAGCAGGUUAACAGGCAUUUGGGAAUAUUCACAGAGCCGGUUUGGAGGAAGGAUGCAUUCCCAGGUUUUUUUCUGUGCGCUGAAGACAUUUAAAUCGGAUGCUUGGUGAAGUUUUUGUUUUGUUUUGUGGGAAAUACCACCUGAACGGUGUUUCUAAUACAAAAAGAGCAUUUUAGAUGUAACGAGCUUAGAGAAGAGAAAACAUUAGCUUUGUUUGAUACUUUUUGUCUGUCACUUCCGUCGCUCAUGGAUGUCUUAUUUCCCUCGACUGGCAUUUGUUUUUAGUUCAGUUCCGCAAGCUGACACAUUUGACAGCUGUUUUGGUAACCUGUGCACUGGCUGAAAUAUCGAAGAGAAAGAGCAAAAUGUGACACACACAUACACACACACACACAGACACACGCGCGCGAGCGAGCGUGUAGAGCUGAGCUCUUCGUGUACACCCCUACCUCCUUUCUCCUCCUUUCAGGUAGCCUCCUAAUUCAGGUUUGACUACCCACACCUUACAUUUCUGUGAUAAAAUGAUGAGCACCGGCCCCAGCAUCGUGUACGAGUGGUUGAAAACGCUCCAGCUCUGCCAGUAUGUCGAAGCGUUUGUGGAUAACGGUUACGACGACCUGGAAGUUUGUAAACAGAUCGGCGACCCCGACCUGGACGCUAUCGGCGUGUUCAUACCGCACCACCGAAAACGGAUUCACGACGCCGUGACAAGACUCAAAGACGAGGACAAGCAAGCCGCCUCGGGGCUUUAUUUCACCUUAGAGCCGCUGAUCCCCAGACUGAGGGGAUCCAGGACGUGGACGGAUCAAAUUGGGAUGACAUUCCCGGGGUCACAACGGAACCUAACCCUCCGGAACCGGGAGCUUGUCGUCUAUCCGAAACUGAAACUGAAGAUCAUGAUCAGGGAUAAACUCGUUAGGGACGGGAUUAAUCUGGCUAGGCCUCCAUAUUCUAACAAGCAUUUUGGUAGACUCCCUUAUCCAGACUCAUAUUUAUCUCAUUUAUGCAACUGAGCAGUUGGACGGUAAGGGCCUUGCUCAAGAGUCCAGCAGUGGCAGCUUGGCGGUGCUGGAACUUGAACUCACGACCUUCCGAUCAGAAGUCCAGCGUCUCAACCAUUAGUUAAGGACACUAGUGUCCCCCUUAAAACAUAUAUAUUUUUUUUUAGUAUUGCUGUUCCUUCUCACUAUAAACCCUUUUAACCCUCAACCCCGCCCCAUGGUUUGAACAUCAGGUGACAGGACUGGAACGUGUGGCUCUUAUCGCAAAUUACAGGAAAGACUUGUCAUUUCUUCCUUUCUUUUUUUUUUUUUAAUAUUCUGUUUAUAUUUGUGCUGGUUUGCUUUGUUCUGUGAGAUGCCUAGACAUUUUGCAGUAGUGCUUAGCCUACUGAGUCAUACUGAUAAAUAGCUGAUUAAUCUUAGAAAAAUAUUGUUUGUUUAUGAUUCAGCAGAAACCUGUUAUCUCUCCUGGGCUGCCGCUUGUUUGAAGUUGACUUCUGUGUAAUUUAUCAUCAUUACACAUGAUAAUACCUCAGGCUGUUUUGCUUUCUGCUGAGAAGAAUGAUCUGAAUAAUUUCAUCUAAAAUUAUUCUGCAUAGCACAAAGAACCCUGAGACAAUACGUCAAGUUUAACACCAAUACAUUUGUAUUACAUCUGUAUAAUCAAUACAUGUGAUUCCUUAACUAGAAUGGGUUAAUUCAUGGAAGGUAAAAUGUAUGUUCGUAAAUUUCACUGAUGAUUAGGUAAUUUCUGCAGGUUUUACACCUCAAAUCCAUUGUAUUUUACUGAAUAAUUCAUAUAAUUUUCUGAAUAAUAUGCUUUAACUUGAAUAGCAUGCAUAGCCUGUGAGUAUAAAGGGUAAGCUAAUGUUUUAUUCAUAUGAAUAUGAAACAAACGCAACAAAAAAAUCUAGUACUCAGAAGAGAAAAAUAUACUGCAGUCGUGUCAGGGGUAUGUGGGUGUGACAUUAAGCAUUCACCCAAUGAGUUGGUCCAGUCUAGAUGAAGCAAGACAUGUAAUUUAAUAUGGUUCUGCCUUCUUAGAGCAUAUUUUUUCUGUAUUUAUUCAUAUGUCAAUGGUGGCACUAUUCCACAUUAGACCCAUUCCAUGAGUCUAGUAUUUAAUUAGUGUUUAAUACCAGUUGAGAAAAAAAAAACACUCGUGAUCAAAUUAGUAACUUCUGCUUGUGCCUUUAAUAUUCCGAACCCAGACUACAACCUCAUAGGCCUUGAAUUAACCCGUUAAACUCCCAGGAACUAGAUCCCAAACUUGCAUUCCUCACACUUGUAAUAUAGAACAUAUAGUACUACAUUAUCUACAUUUUACUGCAGUUACUAAAUAAUUACUGGAAGAUAUUAAUUAAAUGUGCUUUAAAAUGAAUAACUGAAUAAUAGGAUACAAAUAAGAGCUUAUUAAGGCAGAGAAAAGGAAUGUUCUUUAAUGGCAGAGUCAUGCACCUGACCUCAACCCAAUUUACUUAUUUAUUUAUUUAUUUAUUUAUUUAUUUAUUCUUUAUUUAACCAGGAAGAUCCCAUUGAGAUAUCACAAUCUCUUCUUCAAGGGAGACCUGGUCAAGACGGCAGCACAGAAAACAAUACCCAUAGAAAACAAUUAAUAAGAGUAAAAUCAAUAAAAGAACUUACAGGACUCCUUUAACACUUUGAAAAAAGCUGUUUAAAAGUACUCAGAGGUGGCAAUAUCUCUCGUUUAACUACAUUUUGCAGAUAGCUCCAGGCCCAGGGAGCAUAAAAAGAAAAAGCAUGUUUGCCAAAUUCUGAGUACACAUUUUAACCAAAUGUGUUAAAAUUGAGCUGCUUUUCACUUACUGAAGACAAAACUGAAGGCAGAAAAACCCACAAACAAGCAGUAACUGAAGACGAACGAAAUAAAGGCCUGGUAAAGCAUGUCAAGAGAGGGAACUCAGCAUUUGGUGAUGUUCUUGGGUUCCACAUUUCAAGUAGUAAUUAACUACAAAGGAUUUGUAUCCAAGUAUUAAAAAUAAUUCUUAUAUUUUGGGGGCCACGCACCAAAGGUGUGUAGGCACCCUAUUGUUAUUAUAAUUAUGUUAUUUUGUCCAAUUACUUUUGCGCUUCAAUCACAUCUUGAUUGCUUCAUUUGAGAUCCACUGUGGUGGCAUACAGAGGCAAAAGUACGAAAAUGAUGUCACUGUCCUAAUACUUAUGGGACCUGACUGUAAGUGUCUAGUAUAUUGGCACUAUAUUGCUGCAUCUUAGUAGUUAUAUCAUACACUUUCUGUCAAACUGUCAAUCAAAGUAGUG